AUGUCCUUAGUCUAAAAUCAUACAUCGCUUUUUCCAAGCUUCUCAACCUCUUCUUUGAGUUUGAGAAAAGUUGUUGGCAUCUGCGCUCUAUGCUACGGUGUUUCUUAAGGAGUUUCCUGGCUCAUGAGCUUAAAAAGGAAGAGAAUAGCCUAAAAAAUCCACAACGAUUCCUUAGAAUUCAGAAAAAAUCACAAAGCUAAGAUUAUGUCAACUAAAAUAGGUUCUACUAACUUAUCUAAAGAAAAGAUUGAAGAAAUCCUCAAUGCUUCCGUGGUUUAAUUGAAGGAAAUGCUCAAAAACAACGAAGUAACAUGCGAAGAUUUGGUCAAUAUAUUCACUGAAAGAGCAAUAACUAUUGGAAUCGAUUUAGAAUUGCUUACUGAUGUUAAUUACUAAGAAGCUAUUACUCUUGCUAAACAAUACGAUCAGAUGAUUAAAGAAAACCCCUCUAUUGUUGAUAAAAAACCUCUUUUUGGUAUUCCCAUAUCCAUAAAGGACUGCAUAGACUAAAAAGGUUUUCCUUCUUCUAUUGGAGUAUAUAACAGAGUCCAUGCAAUAAAAGACAAGGAAGGACUAAUUAUGCAUCUCAUAAGAGAAUCAGGUGCUAUUCCUUUUAUAAGAACUAAUGUCCCACAAUUUGCUUUUUCCUAUGAAAGCUAGAAUAAACUUUAUGGAAAGGUGAAAAACCCUUGGGAUGUAAAGAAAAUGUCAGGUGGUUCAUCUGGAGGUGAAGCAGCUGCUAUAGCUGCAAGAGUAUCCCCUAUAGGACUAGGCACUGAUAUUGCUGGUUCAAUCAGAACUCCUUCAGGAAUGACAGGCAUUUAUGGAUUCAAACCUACUUCAGGAAGAAUACCAAUUCAAGGAGGAACAUACUACUCGCCUAUAUUAGCAGGAAAGACCAUCAUUAGAACUACUUCAGGCCCUAUGGGAAAAUCCGUUGAAGACCUUGUUUUGCUGAUGAAAGCUGUUACUAAUGUCGAAUAUAUUCAAAACUUGCCUCCUUCACUCUAGGACAUUUAUGAAGUUAUUAAACCUUUCGAUGAAAAAUCUUACAACGAUCACAACACAAAGCUCAGAAUCGGAUACUAUAAAACUUUGAGCUACUUCGAUUCCACUUUAUGUAACUAGAGAGCUGUUGAAGAAGCAGCUGAAGCAUUGAGAAAAGCAGGUCACGAAGUUAUUGAAAUAGAUUUCCCAUUUGCCAAAGAACUUACUAAGCACUUUUAUAUACACUCUUCUUGCGAUUAAAUAGAAGGUUACUAAGAAAUCAUAGGAGACGAAGAUUUUGGAGAAGAAUUCACUAAUGUAGUUAAUUGUUCUAAAUGGUCAAAAGUGAAGAGAGCAGGAAUCUGUAAGUUACUUAGAUUGUUAGGAGAAAAUAGAGUUGCAGAUACAGUUGAAUGGGGCUACAAAUUAUCAGCACCUGAGUAUUUGCGCAAUUGUGACUCUAUCUUGAAGUAUCGUUAGAAAGUUAUUUCAUUCUUUUAAGAGCACAAGAUUCAAGCUAUAAUUUCACCUUGUUUUUCUCACCCUGCUGUAGCUCAUGACAUGUUUAGAGAGUCAACAAUCAAUUCUAUUUAUAAUUUGAUUUGGAAUGUAGUCAAUUUCCCUUCAGGUGUCGUACCAGUGACUUAAGUCAGAAAAGAUGAGUAGCAUUACACCAAUUCAAGAGUCAAGGAUAAAUUUUCUAAAUUGCUAGACUCAAGAAUGAGACAAAACACCGAGGGAAUGCCUGUUGGCGUUCAAAUAACUUGCUUACCUCACAGAGAUGAGUUAUGCUUAAACGUUAUGAAACAACUAGACGACCAAAUACAAUUCUAUUAAAAUCACUCUUUCCCUAUGUGA
This is a messenger RNA of Tetrahymena thermophila SB210, 1845 nucleotides long. Its product is annotated as fatty-acid amide hydrolase. The record is from RefSeq and is a predicted model, not a curated record. Gene Ontology annotation, molecular function: fatty acid amide hydrolase activity; amidase activity. NCBI's taxonomy places the organism in Eukaryota, Ciliophora, Oligohymenophorea, Hymenostomatida, Tetrahymenidae. Gene Ontology annotation, biological process: fatty acid catabolic process. The transcript has 6 exons.